AUGAGCGUGCCAACGAAUUGUGGAAUCUCUUUUCCCGCUGAUCGGGCGCUCACUUUACGAAGCUGGAAUAUGUACGGAUCACCCUGUGCAGUCAACAGGCCCAUAGACAUUGUACAGAAGCGCAGGCGUUUUGAUGUGGAGAAUGGACUUUCGGUGGGCCGCAGUCCUCUGGACUCCCAGGCCAGCCCGGGCUCAGGCCUCGUGCUGCAGGCCAAUUUCCCCCACAGCCAGCGACGGGAGUCUUUCCUGUACCGCUCCGACUCUGACUUUGACCUGUCACCCAAAGCCAUGUCCCGGAACUCCUCCACAGCCAGUGAAUUGGAAGAGAGUUUGAAGCAUUGGGAAGUCAACUGGCUGACGCGACAUGGAGAAGACAUGAUUGUUACACCAUUUGCACAGGUUCUUGCCAGUCUGAGGACAGUGAGGAGUAACUUCGCUGUUCUGACCCACCAGCAAGAUCGCAUGGCUACCAAGAGAUCCACUGGAAGCAACACGCCAUCCAUGGUCAAGACAAGCCUACCAGAGGAACCCUUCCAGAAGCUGGCUGUGGAGACACUGGAAGAGUUAGACUGGUGUCUAGAGCAGCUGGAAACUCUUAAGACACGGCACUCUGUCAGUGAGAUGGCCUCCAACAAGUUUAAAAGGAUGCUGAAUCGAGAGCUCACCCAGCUGUCAGAAGCAAGCAAAUCAGGGAACCAGGUGUCAGAGUUUAUCUCUAACACUUUCCUAGAGAAGCAACAUGAUAUGGAGAUCAUGUCGCCACCAACCAAAGAGAAGGAUAAGAAGAAGCGGCCAAUGUCCCAGAUAAGUGGCGUGAAGAAGCCCACCCACAACACCAGUGUAGUGCCAUCCAGUAUCCCGCGUUUUGGGGUCAGCACCGAUCAGGAGGAUCUGCUGGCUAAGGCUUUAGAGGAUAUUGACAAAUGGGGCGUGGACAUUUUCAAAAUAUCAGAAUACUCUGGGAACAGACCAUUGACGGUAACAAUGUACACCAUCUUCCAGGAAAGAGACCUUCUGAAGUCCUUUAAGAUCCCUGCAGACACGUUCAUUACUUUCAUGAUGACUCUGGAGGAAAACUACCACUCAGAUGUGGCGUACCACAACAACAUCCACGCAGCUGACGUAGUCCAGUCCACCCACGUCCUCCUCUCUACGCCUGCAUUAGAGGCUGUAUUCACUGACCUCGAAAUCUUGGCCGCGCUGUUUGCUAGUGCCAUACAUGACGUGGAUCAUCCUGGAGUGUCAAACCAGUUUCUCAUUAACACAAAUUCUGAACUGGCCCUCAUGUACAAUGAUGCCUCUGUGCUGGAAAACCACCAUUUGGCUGUGGGCUUCAAACUGUUACAGGAGGAAAACUGUGACAUAUUCCAGAACCUGAGCAAGAAGCAGAGACAGUCUCUCCGAAAAAUGGUCAUUGACAUGGUCCUGGCCACCGAUAUGUCUAAACACAUGAACCUGCUGGCGGAUCUGAAAACCAUGGUAGAAACCAAGAAGGUGACGAGUCUUGGUGUGCUGCUGCUGGACAACUACUCAGAUCGCAUCCAGGUUCUUCAGAACAUGGUGCACUGUGCUGACUUAAGCAACCCAACUAAACCUCUGGAGUUGUACCGUCAAUGGACCGACCGCAUUAUGGAGGAGUUUUUCACACAGGGUGAUCGGGAGAGGGACAAGGGCAUGGAGAUCAGCCCCAUGUGUGACAAACACAAUGCCUCUAUUGAAAAAUCACAGGUGGGUUUCAUUGACUACAUUGCGCAUCCAUUAUGGGAGACCUGGGCAGACCUGGUUCACCCCGACGCUCAGAUGAUUCUCGACACACUGGAGGACAACCGCGAAUGGUACCAGAGCAUGAUCCCACACAGUCCGUCCCCCACCCCGGAGGAAAAGGACAACGCUGCCGAGGUUUCGGGGGCCGUCGGCGGAGGUGCGACUUUGGCGUCGGGAGAAAAAUUCCAGUUCGAAUUGACCUUGGAGGAAGAAGGUGAGUCAGACGCCGAAAGUCCUGUGGAUGAAGAAUACAUCGGCUCUGGGCAGGAAUCCUCCAGGACCGAUACGGAAGGACAACGCUCCCCAUCUCACCACCUGCAGCAUGCUCCCUCUGGCUUGGCCUCCAGUAGACCUGGCUGCAGGAUGUUGUCCUUUGAACUGGGCAGUCCUUCAGACAGCGACGAUGAGGACAGAGAACUCAAACAAGAAGGGAAAAAUGUGUCGUGCCUGAGGCUGGGUACAUAA
Molecule: messenger RNA, 2229 nt
Organism: Chanos chanos (milkfish)
Lineage: Eukaryota; Metazoa; Chordata; Actinopteri; Gonorynchiformes; Chanidae
Gene: pde4ca
Product: phosphodiesterase 4C, cAMP-specific a
Exons: 16
Coding region: 1-2229 (742 amino acids)
Biological process (GO): signal transduction
Molecular function (GO): 3',5'-cyclic-nucleotide phosphodiesterase activity
Source: RefSeq, a predicted model, not a curated record